This is a messenger RNA of Athene cunicularia (burrowing owl), 3577 nucleotides long. RefSeq names its product vestigial like family member 3 (gene VGLL3). Bases 125 to 901 code for a protein of 258 amino acids. Gene Ontology annotation, cellular component: nucleus. The record is from RefSeq and is a predicted model, not a curated record. NCBI's taxonomy places the organism in Eukaryota, Metazoa, Chordata, Aves, Strigiformes, Strigidae. Gene Ontology annotation, biological process: regulation of transcription by RNA polymerase II. The transcript is spliced from 3 exons.
UCAAUAUAUUCAGUAAUUUUUCUUUAAGGAAACCAGAUGUUGAGCUUGCACUGAAUGUUGUCAGUGAUACAUCUCUCAUUUGUUUUGUUUUUAAUCCCAGAAGAAGUUAUCUGUAUACAACAAGAUGCAAGAGUCUCUGGAAGUGACCCUUCCGAGCAAGCAAGAGGAGGAUGAGAAAGACCAGCCCACCGAGAUGGAGUACCUUAACUCUCGCUGCGUCCUCUUCACUUACUUCCAGGGAGACAUUGGUUCAGUAGUGGAUGAACACUUCUCAAGAGCUUUGAGCCAAGCCAGUAGCUUCAAUCCAGAAACUGCCCUUACCAAGAGCAAGGCAGGGCUAAGUCCUCUGUGGAGAGAAAGCUCAACAAUUUCAAGCCAAAGGAGCAGUUUCCCAACUUCAUUUUGGACCAGCUCUUAUCAGCCUCCCCCUCCACCAUGCCUAAGUGGAGUACACCCUGAUUUCCCUGUUACUGCACCAGGCACCUUCCCAACACCAGAUCCUAGCAGCUGGCCAGGACACGGCCUUCAUCAGACUGCCCCGCCUCCUCCCCCUGCUGCAUCUGAAUCCUGGCAUUAUCCUUUAGCAUCUCAGGUGAGCCCUUCGUAUGCACACAUGCAUGACGUGUACAUGCAUCGCCAUCAUCCUCACCCACACAUGCACCAUCACCAUCCCAGCUCGCACCGCGACCCUCGGUACGGGUCCCUGCUGAUGCCAUCAGUCCGCGCAGCCAGGAUUCCUGCUCCCCAGUGUGACGUGACAAAGACAGAUCCCGCUGCUGUCACCAGCGCUACCUCAGCAUGGGCUGGAGCCUUUCAUGGAACAGUGGACAUUGUGCCAAGUUUUGGGUUUGACACAGGUCUACAGCAUCAAGACAAGAGCAAGGAAACUUCUUGGUUCUGAAGUUCAGAAAAAUUAAGACCAGCUAUAGCUGGAGUCAGCGCAGCUGGGCGGGCGAUGUAACAGUCGUUGACUCCUGCAUGGGGCAAAGGACACACAUGAAGAUGAAGAGCCAACCAUUCUGGUUUUGCUAUUGAGCCUUUUGUUUGUAAGGCCAUUUAUGGGUCCCACAGUGUUGAAAAAAAUCAAAAACCUAACUUUUCUUUCUUUCUUCAUCUGAGCCUGCUGCAGCUGGGCAACCUAACUCCUUUCUGCUCCUUUAACAGUGUUUUGUUUUGUUCAGCUUGAUAUUUUUAUGAACAGUCUCAAUUGUCAGGAAAAAGACUCUCCCUUAACUACAGUGCGCCUUUCAGGAAUACAGUAUUUUGUAGCUCUUUGUGCAUCUAUUUUUGUAGAAAUACAGAAAGUUUGGGUAAGGAUUGAUGGGCUAUUUUAGGAUGACAUAUUUUUUUAAAAAAAAUUGUAAAAUUGUUAAGUUCUGUUUAAAGAACUUGCUCUCAGAGAAGCACUGGCAAAAAAAAGUAUAAAAAUGCUAUUUUUAGAUGUCUGUGAUGUGUUUGUGCAUUUUGGGUUUUUUUGUUUGUUACCUCAAAUGUCUAUCUUUCCUUUCUUUUUAAAGAGCUAAACCUUCCCUUGUUUCCACAUUACUAGAUUUUGAUGUUUUUGUCCUUCUGUUGUAGCUUAAGCAAGUAUAAUUCACACCUAAAGUUUCAGCCAAAUAUUUUUCCUGUUGUUAGAUUGUAGUAAGGGUGGUUUUAUUUUCUCGCUUCUGAAGGUGGCUUUGUGUUGUACUGACUGUCAGAAACUUGCAAACACCUGUAGCAUGGAGCAAAGUUUGGGGUUACAGGAACUGCAUUUCCAACCCAACCAUUCUUUCAAAAUGGACCAAAUAAUCUUACAGAUUUAAAUCAGACAUGAGUUUUGGCCUCAUCUAUGAUCCACUGUAGCUGUUGAACACAGUCACCUAUGGGUUAUGGUUUAGGCCCUUAUAGUGCUAAUAAACAUCAGUAUACUCUUAUUUUAACUCAUGAGGCAGGACUUUCAGCUAAGCCAUUUCAAGGGUAGUAACUUAUCAAUAUUCAGGAAAGAAAUGUCAGUUUUAUAAAAAUGUGUGACUUCUGGAAACAAAAUGUUUUCAACUGACCUGAUCUGUCUGCUGAGCACCUGAAGGAAAGAGCUGAAAUUUUCAGCUCCUGUUGACUUCAAAAUCUGUUGUCUAACCUCAGUUUUGCUGUGGGCCUUAUGAGACCCCAGCUGCAGCUCUUGAAUUUCGUAAGAAUUUGCACGUGCUCAGCGUGCACAAAUUCAGGCUUGGCUGUUGUCUGGGUAAGAAUCUGAACUUGGAAAUGACAUGGCCAUGUCUCGCCACAGUGCUCUGCAAACUGUUUGGGAAACCCCAUUUCUGGCCUGGGACUUGGGUCUGACUUGCAUAAUAAGGACUUCCCUUGAAGCCAAGAUGAGCAUGAUCCAACUCUGAAUAAGGGCUGCAAGAUUACUCCUGGCAGCCCCAGUCCUGUGUUGGGCUGGACCUGGGUCAGCCUCCAUGCCCAGCCCUUGGCAACUCCAACAAGUGUCAGCAUGUGCUUAGGUGUGACCAAGCACAGGAUUGGGGCCUGGGUUGCCAGAUCCUUGCUAUUGCUUGGAGAUGUUGCCUUUCUGCUCUGUGCACCCUCUGUAAUAUUUCCCGUGGCUCUUAUAACCUAUUAUAUUUGUUGCCACUGUUCUCAGACAUCCCUGUCUGAAAGACAAACAAGUUAAAUGGAAACCAAAACAUAAACACAUGGCUGAGAUAAGAAACACUUAAUUUUAAGGCAACGAGCAUUGUAAAUAUAGGUUUGUCAGGUGGAGACCACAUGGAUCUGCGUGUGGAAGGGGAGGGAGAGUGUUGGGAUGUGCACACCACUCCGAGGUUCAGGCUUCCCUCCCUGUGCUGCUGCUUCUCUCCAGGCUUUUUGAACUUGGUUCUGUGAGGUGUUGAGUGUUCUCCCUUGCCAUGUGAGAGGGCUUGACAUACUGGCACUGGAGGCAUUAGGGUGAUGUCACAAUUUGGCAAGAUCCUUAAGUGUGUACCUUGCAGAGUUGAAGUUUUAGACAGUGUAAAAGUGCUGAAUGGACUGUGCUUAAAUAUUGCUUUAAAAUAGUAGGGUUGUAGCUUUUGUUCUGGGAUCCUGAAUUAAAUGUGGUUGGGUUUUCCUCCUUGUCUUUAUAGUCCAUCAGCAUUUCUUUCUCUUAAUAAAUUCCACUCGCAUUACAGUUCCAUAUAUUAUUGCUGCUCUGGUGGAGCUAGCUCCUCAAUUUGUCAAUGAAAAUGCAAUGGGAAAACUGUAUGGGAGGGAACAUAGUAAUAGCUGCCAUGGUUCACUUUCUUAUCAGGAUGGUAUAGUUCAGGAAGUAUCUCAAGAAUAAGAGUUCUGAUAUAGGAAUUCUGACAAUAUUAGAAAUACUGGGAGGGAAAAAAAAAUCCAAGGUUUGGUGGGUGGUUUUUUUCUGUACUUAUCAAAGCUGGAAGGCAAAUAGGCUGUGUAUCCUCUUCGAACUUCAGGGCUGGAGAGUUUGGGUAGCAGGGGAAGGAAAAAGGCAACAGUACUGCAAGAGCAGUCAGUUCAUUGCCUUCCUCUUUGCAAGUUCAGAUAAUGAGGGGCCUUCUGUUUCCUAGAUAUCAAAGCAGAACGGGACAGG